This is a messenger RNA of Linnemannia hyalina, 678 nucleotides long. The record is from the annotation of a GenBank genome assembly. Lineage: Eukaryota; Fungi; Mortierellomycota; Mortierellomycetes; Mortierellales; Mortierellaceae.
AUGUUCCGAUUCAUCACGGGCAUGCCACAAGGACAAGGACAAGGCCUCCAGGGACUCACCAUGCGGAUCACCCCUCUCUAUGCCAACCGCGUUUUGCCAGCACUACUACAGCAAUGUGGAUCAACACUCCAAGUCCUUCGUCUUGGCGAGCUCGGAUUCGCCAAUUUGCGAUCCACAUAUAUUGCCGACAUCCUCGCCCGCUGCCCGCGACUCAAGGUUUUUGUUGUCUCAUCCGCACCUGGCAAGCUGCGACCAUUCUCCAAGAUUGCACUUCAGGACUUGUUGAGCGCAGAGUGGGUCUGCUCAGAGUUGGAAACACUGUCGAUCAGUAUCAACGAGCUCGCGGCUGUCGCGACGGCACAGGACACAGGCACGCUGUAUGAUGGCCUUGCAUCGUUGGCGCUGGAGGACACGAAGAAUGAAAAGGGCAGCCAGUUAGGAUCGACGGCAGCACAGACUUACCAAGACUACGUCAAGUUCUCUAGCAUGGUGCGCAACGUUUUGGAGUUUUACAGGAGGUUGAAUGCGUUACCCAAGUUGGUGACAUUGUCCUUACAGUGGAGUCAGGUUUGUCAGACGGUGCCCUAUGAGUGUGGGAUGGGGUUCUCAGACCACUUGUUGGAUGUCGACAAGCUGCAGUGGAUGGGUCUUGAAUGGUCAGCCCGCUCUGGCGUCUAG